CAACAGCGUAAAGCGGAAUAUCCCAAAGCGAUCAUCUCAGGAGAGAACGGGGGAGGACACAGUAUGCAGGCAGCAUGGAACAGGUGAAGGAGCAGCGGCCCUUCUGCUCGCUCUCCAAGAGCCAGAGAGACCGGGAGAGAGACCACGAAAGGGAGCGGGAUCUGGAGCGGCGUUACACCGCAUCAUCGACAGACAGAGAAGGGGCUUGCCGGGUGCCUACACAGAAGUCCUACAGCUCUAGCGAGACGCUGCAGGCCUACGACCAUGACCCUACCCGGCUGCUAUUCUCAGGCCGAGUCAAGGAGAAGGCCUAUCAGGAGACCAGUGACUACGGCAGGCCUGGACAGGGCUUCUCCCUGAGGCAACUUGGGAUAUGUGAGCCCUCCACACGCAGAGGCCUGGCCCUCUGCCCUGAAACGGGCCUCUCACACCCCCUUGGUCGCUAUUCGAAAAGAACUGUCCCCACAGAAAAUCAUGAGCCCACAUCGCCGGAACGUACCAUGGCUCUCUGGGGAAGGGGUGCCAAAUCAGGCCAAAGCUCGUGCCUGUCUAGUCGCUCCAACUCAGCCCUUACCAUCACAGACACGGAAAUUGACAAUAAGUCGGACAACGAAAUCGGGAAGUAG
Molecule: messenger RNA, 626 nt
Organism: Oncorhynchus nerka (sockeye salmon)
Lineage: Eukaryota; Metazoa; Chordata; Actinopteri; Salmoniformes; Salmonidae
Product: teneurin-3
Exons: 3
Coding region: 75-626 (183 amino acids)
Biological process (GO): signal transduction
Cellular component (GO): membrane
Source: RefSeq, a predicted model, not a curated record